AUGGUCAACCGCGACCCUGCGCCUGCGCGCUCCAGGAAACCCUGCGACGACAUGGAGGAGGCGGAUAGGAUCAAGGAACGCGAGUUCUACAGAUACUACCACAACGUCCAACGUCCCCAAGAUCGUGGCCAACCCAAGGAACUUCCUGUCCUUACGCCCCUCCAGACGCAGACUUCUUCGCCAGCCCAAGUCAAGCCCUCUGACGACAAGGCAUUGGCCGCUUUCGCCCAACUGGGUGCCCUCCGCCUGAACUGCCGCCGCUGCUUGAUUUCCUUCUUCGACCGACGGAAUUGCUUCAUCCUCGCCGAAGCUACGCGUACGGCAUGCCUUAUCACAGGACAACCGGAAUCCGAACAGGACGACUUGGCAUUUGGUACUUCCAUAUUCCCCAAGAACAAGAGCAUUUGCUAUUAUACGGUCAAACUGCCUUGGGGGCAUCCUGUUCAGCCCUUCGAUGAAUAUUCUCGCCAUCCCUCUUUGGUUGUAAACGAUCUCGCUGUGGACGAGCGCUUCAAGAAUUAUCCCUUCGUGACCGGCCCGCCUUAUUCACGAUUUUACGCCGGCGUUCCAAUCCGCAGUCCUAGCGGCCACAGCAUCGGGACUUACUGCGUGCUGGACGAUAAACCACGCAAUGGCCUCUCCGACUUCGAAUUAAACUUUUUAAAGGACAUGGCAGGCACUGUCAUGCGCCAUCUGGAGACCUCUAGGGCUGCUGAAGAUCACAAGAGAGGCGGAGUCAUGGUGAAGAGCUUGGGCUCUUUUGCCGAUGGCAAAUCAUCUAUCGACGAUUGGUGGGAAGAGGCAGAAGGCCUGUCGUCGACCGUGUCCCCGUCCGAAAACACACCUGUUCAACGGCAACGCCGCCCGACAGUAGGCGCCGUGUCGCCAACAACUAUCAUCCAGCCCACACUGUUGGCGAGGAACAACAGCGCCGAAUCUAGUGUUCAAAGUGUGACUAGCUCGGGCCCGACGCCUUCAUCCAGCGUAGCUGCCGGGAGCGCUGUCGUUACGCCUGCCUCGGAAAUCUUGGACCCUGUCAAGUCCAUGGAACCUGUUAAGCCCGCAGUCGCGCCGAAAAAGGCGUCGCCUACUGGUGAGGGGAAACUUGAUGCAGUGGCACCCGAUACCAAGGUUGUUUUUGAAAGAGCUGCCCAAAUGAUCGUGGAGGCUGUCGAAGCUGAAGGCGCUGUAUUCUUUGAUGCGAAGGUCAGUACCUUCGGUGGACUUGUUGAUGACGAUUUCGCCUCCGAGCUGCCACCCGAACCAGACAAACCAUGCGUAAUACUGGGCGCAGCGCGAUUUAAGAGUUCUCAGAAUCCUUCGUCGCCAUCCAACCAAAUCUUCAUGACCGAAAGCGUUCUUAAACAUCUUCUUCGCAAUUACGCUCAUGGCCAAAUUUUCAACUUUGACGACGAGUAUUCUCCGGAAGCGCAGGCAGACUUCUUAGCAGGAGACGACACAGACCUGGGGGUUUCCCGGAGAUCCGAUUCGGUCAGGUCCGCCGAUGACGAACAGGUGCUGAGAGAGGUCUUUCCACGAGCUCGAAGCCUGAUCAUAUACCCGCUGUGGGACGCGCACCGCGACAGGUGGUUUUCGUCUCUAAUCAUAUGGAGUUCGGAUCCUAUGCGCGUCUUCACCAACGAGCAAGAGCUUAGUUAUCUUUCUGCAUUCAGUAACAGCGUCAUGGCCGAGGUGGCCCGGAUGGAUACCAAGCUUGCGGAUUCCGCAAAGGCAGACUUCAUCUCUUCAAUCAGCCACGAGCUACGCUCACCAUUGCAUGGUAUCCUCGGCAUGACCGAUUUAAUGAAGGACACCCCGAUGGAUACUCAGCAACAGUCACACAUUCAGACUAUCGAAAAUUGUGGCAAGACCCUGCUGGAGACGAUAAAUCAUGUAAGAGCAGAUGGUGGCGGAUUCAGUAUCAAUUUGCUAACAGGUGUAAAGGUCCUUGACUAUGCGAAGAUCAACAACCUCACACGGGGAGAGUCCAAAAGGCGUCCUAAGCGUCGAGCGAAGAGUACAAAGCACAUGAUUAAACCAAGCCAAGGGCAUACGAACGACAUCAUGACUAUCAUCUCCGACUUCGAUCUCAGCGUGCUGAUUGAAGAAGUUCUCGAGUCCGUCUUCGCCGGUUUCAACUUCAGCAAAAAUAACUUCGAGAGCCUCGAUCAACGACCAAAGAAAUACGAACCGCCGCCUGUUUCUGUGAUUGUUGAUGUUAAUAAGUGGGAUAGCUACAUUUUCCGCACUCAACCGGGAGCUUGGCGACGCAUCCUAAUGAAUUUGUUUGGUAACGCGCUCAAGUAUACACCUGCUGGGUUUAUUAAGGUAAAACUCCAGGUAAUACCGAGCACUGAUCAAACCGACGAUAGCGUAGAGCUCAGGCUCACCGUUACUGAUUCUGGAAUUGGCAUGUCAGAAGACUAUAUCAACAGCAGGCUGUUUCAUUCGUUCGCGCAGGAGAACCCUCUCAGCCAAGGAACUGGACUUGGACUCAGCAUCGUCAAGCAGCUAGUGGAACUACUGGGCGGAGAUGUCGAGGUGUUUAGCAAGAAAGGUAGAGGAACCAAGUUUACCGUCAGUUGCCCACUGAAACCGUCAUCCCUAUCUCCCACGGUAUCCGCUUUGAACCCGACUCAGGAGAUUCCCAAUGUGUUCAAGCGCACAGAAGGCAAAUUUGUACAGUUUGUGGGUUUCGACGAUGAUGAUCAGGUGGAAGUCAAGAGCCUGAAGAACAAGAACUCUUCAAAGAUUGGGGAGAAGGCACUGAAAGAAAUGAGCAAAGACUGGUUCGGCAUGGAUGUGUGGGAGUCUGACAUCGGCAAUGCACCGGCGCCUGACCUGAUCAUGACGACCGAAGCUGGAGCGCGUGACUUAAGAGCACAAUUCAGCAAGGCUCCGCACGACGUCCCUCCCGCACCAGUGAUUGUUCUGUGCCGGGCUGCAGCCCUGGCUCAAUCGACGACUGCAAUCACCGUGCCCGGUUUGAUCUUCGAAUGCAUCGCGCAACCUUGUGGUCCGCAUAAACUUGCGAAAGCACUUGCAUCUUGUCUUGACCGGCAGGCAAACCGUGUUAUGGCGCAGUCAACGGAAAGCGAUGACACCUCAUUAUCCGGGCUGUCGCAGCUCACGCUCAAGGAAAACAUGACAUCCAAAGGUCCAACAGCGUCUAUACCAUCAUCACAUCUCAGCAUUCCACGUCCACACGUCAAGUCGACCAUUAGUGCUCCUGAGAUUCGGUCCGUCAAUCACAGCCCAGUCAACGCCACGACCGCUCCUUUCAAUGCGCUCAACUGUCUCGCGGUCGACGAUAACCCAAUCAACCUGCGUCUGCUACGUAGUUUUGUGGAAAAGCUCGGCCAUCGCCACGUGCUUGCUAAGAAUGGGCUCGAGGCCCUAGAAGCCUACAAGACUGCCACUCUCGAGAACGCGUCACCCACGACAGGCCGGGUGGACGUCAUCCUCAUGGAUAUCAACAUGCCUGAAAUGGAUGGCCUUGAAGCCACCCGCCAGAUCCGCGCCCAUGAGCGAGAUAACUCGCUCUCACCGGUCACCAUCAUCGCACUGACAGGGUUGGCGAGCUCAGAGGCACAGCAGGAAGCUCACGCGAGUGGGGUCAAUUUGUUCUUGAUCAAGCCGGUCAGAUUGGCGGAUCUGGAGGUCGUGCUCAAAGGUGUGGUUACGAGCGAGGAAGGUGCGAAGUUAAAAGACAACGGGAAGGGCGAGAAGAGCGAGGACAGCACUGAGAGCUCGGUAGCUGAGGUCAACGCUAAGGAGAAGGAAUUCUUCAACGCCAUCAAGGGCGAGGGAGAUGCUCACAAGCGGAGUAAGAGUACGGUCUGA
Messenger RNA from Didymosphaeria variabile, 3843 nucleotides. RefSeq lists its product as uncharacterized. Gene Ontology annotation, biological process: phosphorylation; phosphorelay signal transduction system. The transcript has 2 exons. The record is from RefSeq and is a predicted model, not a curated record. Gene Ontology annotation, molecular function: phosphorelay sensor kinase activity; protein binding. Bases 1 to 3843 code for a protein of 1280 amino acids. NCBI's taxonomy places the organism in Eukaryota, Fungi, Ascomycota, Dothideomycetes, Pleosporales, Didymosphaeriaceae.